Molecule: messenger RNA, 1773 nt
Organism: Sphenostylis stenocarpa
Lineage: Eukaryota; Viridiplantae; Streptophyta; Magnoliopsida; Fabales; Fabaceae
Source: the annotation of a GenBank genome assembly
AUGCAGUUCACUGCGGCUCUCCCACCCGACCAUGGCGGAGAUGCCGCCGCUGAUGGUAAGCGUGGCAAGAAGCGCGGCAGUUACAACUGCGGUCGCUGCGGCCUCCCGAAAAAAGGUCACAACUGCACCGGCAAGACUCCCAUAUCUGCUUCGGCGACUCCUGCCCCUCCCGAGUCGUCUCUCUCUGUCGCAUCCGCCCCUUCAUCAGCCGCCUCAGGCCUCCGACAUCCGGCCUCCAACCUCCGUCGUGCCCUGUCGUUUGACGAUCUCGAUGAACGUGGUUCUGGGUUCGAUCGGUCUGAACCGGAGGAAAGAGAGGAUGCAGAUUUCUUUUCUGAGACCGAUCCGGAUCUGGAUCUGGACGCAAAAUCGUGCGGACUGCCGGCGAAUCUUCUGUGGGAUGUGAUGAAGAGACUGCCGCCGGCAGGACUGCUGUCCGCUGCCAAGGUGUGUCGGGGAUGGAGGGAGACGGCGAAGAGACUGUGGAAAGCGGCCGAGGAGUUGAAACUUAGGGUUCCUGCUAACGUUCCGGUCUGGUUUGUCGCCUCGAUGUUGCAGAAAUGCCCUGGGAUUGUGAGGCUCUCGCUUAGGAUGGAGAGUGAUUUUGAUUCAACUAUGCUGGCUUGUGUUGCUUUCUCUUGUCCUAAUCUUGAAUGUAUGGAGAUCUCCACAUUCAAUGGGGCAACCAUUCGAAUCAAUGGGGAUGAAUUAUGUCGGUUUGUUGCUGAUAAAAAAAGCCUCAAAAGCCUCAAGAUGAAAGGUUGUUCUAACCUGGGGGGUUUUGUCCUAUGUUCUUCUAGUCUCUCUACCCUCUGGCUAUCAGAUUUGCACUCUCUCUCAAAGAUGGUAUUUAAUUGUCCCCAAUUGAGAGAGAUUUCCUUGGAGUUUUCUUGCCAAGAAAAUGACACUACAGAUCUCACAACUAUGAUUGAAUGUUUGGGAAGAAGUUGCCCGAUAAUGCAAAACAUACAUAUAGCUUCAGAACGGCUAUCACACUCUGCUGUGCUUGCUCUUGCAGCUGCUCAGUUGAGGGGGCUGCGAAUGCUUUCUCUUGUUCUUGGGUCUGAAAUCACUGAUGCAUCUGUUGCGGCAAUUGCCUCAAGCUAUCCAAAUCUUGAGUUGCUUGAUCUUAGUGGAUCUGGUGUUAGUGACAGUGGCAUUAGUAUGAUUUGCAAUGUGUUCCCUGAUACUUUGACAAGACUCCUUCUUGCUCUCUGCCCCAACGUGACUUCAAGUGGUAUUCAGUUCGCUACAUUUCAGUUGCCGCUCCUUGAAAUUAUGGACUGUGGAAUGACCAUAUGUGAUCCUAAUUAUCAAAAUUCAGCCGCUGAAGAAAAUAACUGCAAAUUACAAAAAACAUCUGGCUCUAAUGUACACCUUAUAAACCAAAAACUAAUAAUCAAACAUAGCCGGUUAAGGAAACUCAGUUUAUGGGGCUGCACUGGCUUAGAUGCCCUAUACUUAAACUGCCCACAACUCGUUGAUCUGAAUCUAAAUUCUUGUACAAAUUUGCAUCCAGGAAGACUGUUGCUCCAGUGCCCCACUUUGGCAAAUGUGCAUGCAUCAGGUUGUCAGGAUAUGUUAAUAGGGACCAUACAAAGUCAGGUUCGUGAUGCCUCUUCUGCUGCUGUGGAAAACCGUUCACCUUCUAAACGUCUCCCUGAUGGCUCGAAAAGGGUUCGGGUUCCACAUUUACUCAGCGAGGAGCCCCCUGAACCUGAAAAAAAACGGAGGAGAAUCGAGAGACAGCCUUGUAAUGUGCUUCUGAGCUGA